Molecule: messenger RNA, 1491 nt
Organism: Humulus lupulus (European hop)
Lineage: Eukaryota; Viridiplantae; Streptophyta; Magnoliopsida; Rosales; Cannabaceae
Product: probable F-box protein At3g22720
Exons: 2
Coding region: 169-1353 (394 amino acids)
Molecular function (GO): protein binding
Source: RefSeq, a predicted model, not a curated record
UUUUGAAAGGCAAAAUUGGGAACAAAGACUAUAUGGCUAUGUUUGGUGACAAAAUCAAAUCCAAGAGACCUAAAGUUCAUACAUUUCACCAUAUUCUUCUUUGAGCUGCCAUCGUUGCCUGCAGGUCCAUAUCCUCUCCUCCUUGUGGAUCAUCUCUUUUAAUCUGAAAUGGAGAGCUUUUGUGAUUUGCCAAGUGAUAUAGUGGAGAGAAUCAUGUUGUGGGUACCUGCCGAUUCUCUACUACAGUCUAAAUCUGUGAACAAGUUUUGGUAUUCUCAUAUAUCCACUUUCAUCAACAACCCAGAAUUUGUAGCCAAGCAUCUCCUCAUUACCAAAAACCAGUCCUCUCUAACCUUACUUUUUUACCUAAGGAAUUUCCUCCGCGUCCAUAAUCGCUUAAUCACAUACCCAUUGUCAACUAUAAUCUAUGACGAUGAUGAUGAAGAGGAAGACGAUGAUGGUGUCAUCGUCACAGAAGGUCUCAGUGUACCACGGCGUUCGAAACCAUGGGACAAGUUCAUGCACUGUGAUGGGCUCCUUUUGCUAGCAAAGAUUGAUCAUCAGAUACCAAAAGGAAAACCCAAUCAGCCUAUGGUGUUGUGUAAUCCUGCUUUGAAAGAAUUCAUGAUUCUCCCAAAAUUAAACAACGCCAGAAUCGAUUGUUAUACCGCUAUAGGAUUUGAACUAGAUUCCAAAAACAACCAGUACAAAUGUGUUGCCAUUUGGUAUCAUUGCGGACAAUGCCAAGCUGAGGCAUACACAGUGGGCUCUGAUUCAUGGAGAGAGAUUGGUAUGUCUCAAGACAUAAUGGAUGCCAUAGUGGGUUUUGAACUAACCAAUUGUUUAUGUUUGGAAGGUGUUUGUUACUGGUUAGUUGAUAAAGGAGCUGAAACUGAGUGUGAAUGGAUACUCAGUUUCGAUAUGAGUGAUGAGCAAUUCUGUACCAUACAUUUGCCAGAUUUUGGAGCUUUGGGUGUUGAAGAUUGGGCCUCCACACGUUAUGUUAUCAGCCUUGCUGUGUGGAAUGAUUCACUGGUGAUUUGUUUGACCCUUAGAUUAGAUGGAAAUAUCAUUUUUAUCUUCACCAUGGAUGAAGCUGCAGCAGGUUCUUGGAGCAAAUAUGGGCAGGUUGGACCACUUGAAAAGAAGAUCAAGUUUUUUCUACCAAUUUGGAAGAAUGAUGAAAUUCUGAUGAAAGUUUAUGAUGAUGAUGAUUGGCGUGCACAGAAGUUGGUUUCUUGCAACAUUCAUACCCAAAAGUUAAGAUGUGUUGAUCCUGAUUUACCUAUAGAGGCAUUUGAGUUUAAUGGUUGUUUGUAUGUAAAGAGUCUGAUUUCUAUUAGGGGGAGGUGAAGUUCACUUCCAUACACAUCUGGUUUGGUUAGACUUGUAGACCAAAAUUGUUUUAGUCUGAUUUUGUGAACCAAGUUGUUUCUUAUUUAGACAUACAGAGAAUUGAACAUUAUGAAUGUAAUGUUUGUUUUUUUCUUA